This is a messenger RNA of Nilaparvata lugens (brown planthopper), 1505 nucleotides long. RefSeq lists its product as uncharacterized. Gene Ontology annotation, molecular function: protein binding. The record is from RefSeq and is a predicted model, not a curated record. Lineage: Eukaryota; Metazoa; Arthropoda; Insecta; Hemiptera; Delphacidae. The coding region runs from base 94 to 1467 and encodes 457 amino acids. The transcript is spliced from 2 exons.
AGUUCCAAGUUCAGAACGAUCAACGAUUGAAGACUCUUCUCAUAAAAAAUCCCGUGAUCGAGAUAUUUGUUAAGGUCUUCGCGAAGUUCCCUGAUGAUGGAUUUUGUUGCCUCUCUUCCGCCGGAAGUGACUGAGGAGAUUUUUUCGUACCUGUCAGUGCGAGACCUGAUGGUUUGUGAGGCAGUCUGCAGAGGUUGGCGUUUAGCUGCCAAAAAUCUGCGACUUUGGAAAAAACAGGAGGAUAAGUUUGAAAAAUGGUUGCUACCCAACUCAAUGUGUGAUAUUAUUCCUGGUAGUUUUCACGAUACGUCUCACAGCCUAGCUGCAUUAUUGCCCGAAGAUGAUUCACAAUUCAACAGGUUGAAAUUUUUCCUAUGCCAACGAAACUUUCUGAAACAUAACUGGUCACAUGGUAUCUAUACUAAAAACACGCUCCGGGUGAAAGAUUUUUUCCAAUAUAUUGAGAUUGAUGUAUUUUAUCCAUCCAAGUCUCCUUAUGAUUGCCAAUUCUACCCAUUUGUUGGGUUGUUUAAGGAUGAUUCGUAUGCUUUUUUAUUGAUGCGUCUCGAUGAUAAACCGAAAAUUGUUGGCACAUUAUGCACAAUAGAGAGUCGGCACAGUAUUGAUAGAAUAUGUGUAAUGAGGGACUGUUUAGUAUGGUUCAGUGGAUUAGAAGUCAAAUACUUCAGUCUUACUGUUGAUUUUGAUAAAUCAGAGGUGUGUAGUCUUGGAAACUUUGAAGUUGAAGAUGAAGAUUGUGUGAGGAUGCUGACUAUGGAUUCGUGUAGUAUAGUUGCUGCAGUCUGUUCGACGGCCAGAGUUUGGUGCAAAAAGACUCUCUCUUUGAGGUUUGACAUAGAUCCAGAUCCACAUGAGUUCAAUGAACUCGAAAUUCAUUUGACUAAUUGCUGGUUAUAUGACGGAUAUCUUAUACUCGUUUAUCAUUCAAUCCUCAAAUUCUACAACAUACAAAAUGACAUUCCUAUUCUUGAGAAUCAAUUUUGUGUUUCUGGUUGUAUUGAUCAUAUUCAUUGUAACAAUGGUACGGUUUUUCUACGUUACUUCGAUCAAGGCUUCAAAGUGAUUGAAGUGCGCAAUAAAAAAACCCUCUCAAUCAAAUUCAGUCGUUCAAGUAAACAUGAACUUCUGUAUUAUUUGACUCAUGAGGCAGGUAACGAGUAUAUUUCAUUUGGAAAUUUUCAUACUCGUAAAAUUGAACUGCGAAAAAUUUCCAAGUCUGAGUACUAUAAUUUAACUAAUUUCAAUGAUGCACCAAACUAUGUUUUUGAUAGUAUUGCAUUAAUACGCGGCAAAAGAUCAUUGGAAGUUUGGGAUUGGAGAGAGCGCACCAAUCUGUACAAUGUUGACAGCAUGGAUAUGCAUAACGCGUUAAUUGUUCACGUCAGUACAGCUAGGGUGGUAAUAGUGGGCAGUUUUUGUGAAUUCCAAAUUUAUUCAUUCAGCUGAUUGCUGUUGUAACAGUCGUCUACACCUUUUCAAAUUGU